GCACAGACCCGUCUCGAGCCCUGAAGCACCUCUACAGAAACUACUGCACCCUAUCAGAGGUUGAAUAUGGUUCAUUAAACGCGUGUAUUGGGAUUUAUAUCAGACCAACCGACCAAAUCGAUCCGAUAAAGCUCGCUGAGAUUUACUGCGGAACCGUUUCACCGCAAGCAGGAACCUGCGCUCUGUGUCUGCCAUCAACAGUUUCUACCCGGAGCCAUAACACAGAGGCACGCAGUUUGGGAGAGAGGGAAAGAAGAGGAUGGCAGGUUCAAGAGUGAGUAACUUUUAAAUACAUCUGUAAAAUGAAUGAAUUGUACUUAAAUAAAGCUUUACCAGAACAGAUGUUCGUUUGCAGUGGGUGGUGGUAACACUUUAGAUACAUAAGUGUGUAGUAAACAGAGGUUCACCAUAGCGACAUGUUUGGACAUGUCUAGUCUGGCGCUUGCUCACGCCCUCUAUUGAACAUGUAUACACCAUACAGUCUAUGGUAUACACUCUUUAUACUGGCAGAGCAGUUUGGUUCCUUAAAAUUAAUACUUUUGACAAAUACUUUAUAUUUCUUGUUUGUAAUAGCUUAUUUUCACGUUUUUAUUUGUGAUUUCGCCUGCUUUCCAAACCUGAUUUACAUGUCUCCCCGUAGUCAGCGUUGGUGCUCUGCAUGGAUGUUGGACUCUCUAUGUCCAACAAUGCUCCGGGUGAAGAGUCUGCCUAUGAACAGGCCAAAAAAGUCAUGCAGAAGUUUGUCCAGCGCCAGGUAAAUGUAUCAUUUCUAGGACUAGUAAUUAUAUAGUCUUAAUGUUGUUAUCCAGUCAAGCCCAAAAUUAUUCAUACCCCUGACAAAUUUUGACUUAAAGUUACUUUUAUUCAACCAGCAAGUUUUUUGUUAAUUGGAAAUGACACAGGCAUCUCCCAGAGGUUGAUAAGACGAUGUACAAGAGGCAUCAUUGUGGAAAGAAAUAUUUCAAAGCUUUUAUUUACAUUUGAACAAAAAGUGGCAUGUCCAAAAUGAUUCAUACCCUUCUCGAUAAUCAAUAGAAAAGCCUUUAUUGGCUAUUACAGCGAUCAAGCGCUUCCUAUAAUGGCUGACCAGCUUUUUGCAUGUCUCCACUGGUAUUUUCGCCCAUUCAUCUUUAGCGAUGAGCUCCAACUCUUUCAGGUUGGAGGGCCUCCUUGCCAUCACCCUGAUCUUAAGCUCCCUUACCUCCACAGAUUCUCUAUUGGAUUCAAAUCAGGACUCAGGCUGGGCCACUGCAAAACGUUAAUGUUUUUGUCUGCUAACCAUUUCUUUACUACUUUUGCUGUGUGUUUUGGCUCGUUGUGGUGCUGAAACAUCUACUGGUACCCAAGGCCAAGUUUCUCUGCAGACUGCUUGGUGUUGUUGUUGAGAAUCUUGAUGUAUUGUUCUUUUACAGGGUGCCAUUUACUGUGAUUAGGUUCCCUGGUCCACUGGCUGAAAAACACCCCCAAAGCAUUAGGUUCCCACCACCAUGUUUGACAGUGGGGAUUGUGUUCUUAGGGUUGAUGGCUUCUCCUUUUUUACGCCAAAUGAAGGCUACAUCAUUGUGGCCAAACAAGUCAAUUUUUUGUUUCAUCUGACCACAUGACAGAAGACCAGAAGUCUUUUUUUUUUGUCCAGAUGAGCUUUUGCAAAGGCCGAGCAGGCGUUUGUGUUCCUUAUCUGAAGAAGUGGCGUCCUCCUUGGUCUACGUCGGUGGAACCCCACAGUGUGCAGUGUCCGUUGGUCUGUCUGCCUUUAGAUGUUGCCACCAGCAGAGCCCAGAUUCACCAGGAUGGCCUUGCCGGUGAUCCUUGGAUUCUUUUUCACCUCUCUCACUGUCCUCCUGGCCAGCACAGGUGUCACUUUAGGCUUCCGACCACGUCCUCUGAGAUUUUCCACAGUGCAGAAUAUCUUGUAUUUUUUAAUAACACUUUGCACUGUAGCCACUGGAACUUGAAAACAUUUAGAUAUGGCCCUAUAGCCCUUUCCUGACUUGUGAGCAGCCACAAUGCGCAGCCGCUGGUCCUCAGUGAGCUCCUUUGUCUUAGUCACGACUGUCCAAAACUGCAGAGAGCUGUUUUUCACCUGUUGAGUUGAUUAAAACAGCUGUUUCCAAUUAAUCAGGGUAAUUAGGAUGCUUUAGAACAGCUUGGACUAUUUGGAAUGGUAUAGAACUUUGGAUUCUCUCAUAGUCUGUGACAGUUUGCAAAGGGUAUGAAUAAUUUUGGACAUGCCACUUUUUGUUCAAAUUUAAAUAAAAGCUUUGAAAUAUUUCUUUCCACAAUUAUGCCUCUUGUACAUCAUCUUAUUAUCUUCUAGGAGAUGCAUGUGUCAUUUCCAAUUAAUAAAAAACUUGCUGGUUGAAUAAAAGUAACUUUAAGUCAAAAUUUGCCAGGGGUAUGAAUGAUUUUGGGCUUGACUGUAGUCUUAAUCUGUCUGACAUUCUAGUCUGCACUGGUCUUUCACAGGUGUUUGCAGAGACAAAGGAUGAACUGGCUUUAGUUCUCUUUGGCACAGACUCCACAAAUAACCGUCUGGACCAGGAUGGACAGUACCAGAACAUCACAGUGCACCGUCAUCUGAUGAUACCUGAUUUUGAGCUCCUGGAGGAAAUAGAGAAUCAGAUCCAGCCAGAGAAUUCACAGGCAGACUGUAUCCUUUUACUGGACUCUGUAUUUAUCAGUUUACUUAUAGGCUUUGCCGGUUUGGACACAUUAAGGCUGACUAGUCAUAAUACUGUGGACAUCUGAGCAAUUUUAACUUCUUUCAGGAGGCCUCUUUUUCAGUUCUUGACAUGAUCAAACAGGUGAUUAUUAUACUUAUUGGAGUUGUAGUGGGCGGUGAUGUACUAGAGAGUGUUGUACUGAAAAGCAGUAUAACUGAUAAGCUCCUUGAACCUUUAUCAAGUCAAGGUUCAAAGGUUUUGCAACAGUUGCUGGUAUGCUACUCUUCAAUUUCCCUGUGUCACUUCACCUGUCUUAUUUUAUAAUGGCACUUUAAAAAAAUCAUCCUCUAUGUUCUUCAACUGUCAAUGAAAACUUAAGAAAAUGUCAACAAGCAGAUGUGAAAUGUCCCAGACCCCUUUUUACAGCCAGAUUUGAUAUCAUGCAUGUCAUUUGGUUCUUCCUUUGGUUGUUUUGCUAUUGAGAAUACAUCAUCUUUGUUCAGGGUUUAGACUAAUCCUAAAUGGUUUUUAACACAGAAGGGUAAUGGUGGAUUAUUCAUGGCCUCAAAUACACCUAACCAGGAGAAAGAAAAUUCAUGGACUAGUUUUUGUGCAGCAGUCUGAGAAAGGUUGUGUUUGAUUUUUUUACUAUAUUGUGAAGGGGAUAAAAGAAUUUACUUAAAAUCUGGGAUGCAUUAGAGUCUGUGGUCACCUUAACUCUUUUUCAUUAGGGCUGGAUGCACUUGUUGUCUGCAUGGAUCUCAUCAAGACUGAAACAAAGUAAAAAAACAAACUCACCUUUGUCCAUGCUUUUUGUUGAUUUGUUUGUUUGCAACUCAUUUAACCUUUACUUUUUUAAUUGCUUUUUAAUGAUAGUUUUAUAAUAGUGUCACUUUUUAUCAUUUCUUUUAGGGACAAGAAGUAUGAUCGUUUCAUCAUUGCUCUCCUGACUGACCUCAGUACUCAGGCCAGUUCUGAGCACCUGGACGUUAUCAUUGAAAAUCUGAAACAAACAGACAUCACCUUGCAGUUUUUGUAAGUUCAGAUACAAACAGCCGACUAUCAUAGUUAAUCCUGCCAGAGGUUUCAACAAAUAAUUCUCUAAUUUGGUUUAAAAACAACAAAACAGAAGUGCUGAUACACAGCACCGAAUACAGGCUUAUUGUGGAGAUAUAUUGUUUUACCAAAAGUGAGUAAUUUGAUUAAAUCAAAUCAGUCAUUGGUUCAAAAAAUGCUUUCAUGGAUUGUUCCAGUUGAAGUGAAGUCUACUGACUUCUGUAACUAAUCUUAAAUGUUUUUCAGUUUGCCAUUCCCUGCAGAGGAAGAUGAAGAUGAAAAUGGUGGCAGAGAUGCAGACAGACGAGGUCCUGGUCACCCAGGCACAGGAAAGGGACUGACCAGUGAACAGAGGGAUGGCCUGGACAUGGUGAAACAUGUCAUGCUCACCCUGGAUGAAGACGAAGGCCUGGGGGAAAUUUAUACAUUCAGGUUUGAGGGGUCAUGUGGCAGUUCUUUCUCCCUGACAUCCAUUUUCAUGUGAAUAACAGAUUUGUCCCACUGAGUUCUCUGAUUGCAUGAUGUCAUAAAACUUGGCGUUCUCUGUGCUGUAUUUACGCUGCAGGAAUGCAAUUGAACAGCUGCGCAUGUUCAAGCGGAUCGAGAAAAGGCCCACUGCCUGGCCCUGUCAGCUGACCAUCGGCAGCUGUCUGUCGAUUCGUAUUAUUGGAUACAAAGCAGUAAGUUCAGUGAAGUCAAACAGACAAACAUAAACUCUGCUUUCAUUAAAGAUGAAUAUAAAUUCAAGGCAAAUUUGAUGUCUUCCUUUUCAUUAUCUUUUAACCUGGUUGUCCUGACAGUGACGCUUAAACUCUGGUUCUCCAGGUGACAGAUGAGAAAAUGAAAAAAAUGUGGGUUACAGUCGAUGCACAAAGCAACCAGAGAGAGGACGUAAAGAGAGAGACUGUCUACUGCCUGGAUGAUGACAAUGAGACGGAGGUGCAAAUGGAUGAUACUAUCCAAGGUGAGGGAGAAGGUGAAAUUAUAAUGUCUUAUAAUUCUGUUGUGAAAUAAGAUCCUCAAAGAAGACUUCCUCUGUCUUUAAUAUUCAGGUUUUCGCUACGGGAGUGAUAUUGUCCCCUUCUCAAAAGUCGACCAAGACCAGAUGAAAUACAGACACGACGGGAAGUGCUUUGCAGUUUUAGGCUUUACCAAGCAGAGCCUGGUAUUGUUCUUUAUUUUUAAGUACACGUCAUUUAAAAAGUGUUCAAAUAAACUUAAUCUCAUGUUCAGUACUGCAGUGGUUAUUUUUACUCACUUUUCUUUCUCCAUCCUUUACCUGAAGGUGCAACGCCAUCACUUCAUGGGGAAUCAAGUCAUGAAGAUUUUUCCUGCCAAGGAUGACGAGGUGGUAAUAAAAUAACUGGAUUCAUGUUGAUGCAGGCUCUGUGCUGUUGCUGACAGGUUUUUGUUUCCUGUUUUCUUGGAGCAGCAUGCAGCAGUUGCUCUGUCAUCUUUAAUUCGAGCGCUUGAUGAACUUGAAAUGGUCGCUAUUGUACGUUACGCCUACAACAAGGUCAGCAACCCUCAAGUAGGAGCAGCGUUUCCUUGUGUGAAGCAGAACUAUGAGGUGAGAUCACAGAGAAUAAUGUUAAUCGACUGAAUCUGUGAGGAAAUGAGCAAAGAGAUAAUGAUCCUUCGUUCAACCUCAACAGUGCUUAAUGUACGUCCAGCUGCCCUUCAUGGAGGACCUCAGACUGUUUACAUUUCCAUCUCUUGAGAACAACAAAAAGUUUACUCCAUCAGGUACGAUUUUGACUGGUUGGAUCUUACCAAACCAUUUUUGAUGCCCACCACCUCACUUGGCAAGUUUUUUCUUUUAAUGACCAAACUACUAUUAUUUUUUCACAUUUUUAUAAUUUUACAACCAACAUCAAAACAACUGAAGACAAAGCCUGAAGAAGAUGGUCAUCAACAAAGAGAGACAAAGAAAUCAAUCUGACAGAAACAGUUUAUUCUCUGUGCCAGGAAGGAAUUCUAGAUUAGACACAAAAUCCAUAAACACAGGCAAGUGUGACAGAUUGACCCUGAACUUCAGCCAGAACCGAAAUAAACCUCCCUGGAGUGUCAGGAAGUUCUUCUGUGUUUUCAAGAUUGUGAGUUCAUGCCCGUCUCAGGAAGGUCCGCUUUAAAACUGAUGACAGAGCCUGCACCCGGCACAGAACAGAGUUUGACAGGGACAUUCUUUCAAACACAGAGAUGACCGUUUUCUUAUCUUGGCCGUACAUCAGACCAUACAGUGCUCAGCAUAAAUGAGUUCACCCCUUUAGAGUUGUCAGAAAACAUUUAGUUUCCUUUCAAAAUCAACAUUUUCUAUGUCAGACUUUACAACAAAAUACACCCCCAAACGUAGGCCAUUGAUUGCAAACAAGAUUUUUUAAGUUACAUACAAAAAAAGUAUGUAUUUUUUUCAAUUUAAAAUCAGGAUGCAAAAAUGAGUACACCCCAAUCAAAGUUCUGGGAGCAAAACCUGUCAAAACUUUGGAAAUUGUACUUUUGCUCAUCUAGAUAUUGAGUAAUACAUUACUUUCAAUAGGGGGUGCACUGACUUAUGCUGGGCACUGUAUAUCAGAUCCUGUAUUGAUGAUUGAUCUAUUGUUUACACAAAACAACCACAUGGCUUGUAUGAGAUCCAUGCCAACUACAACAGGACUCUGAGCAGCUAACUUUGUCUGUAGGUAACAGCGCAACAAAGUGAAACAUCUUUAUGGAUACUAAAAACAAUAAAACCUGCACGAAACUAAAUGUUGUAAUCGCAUAGUAUGCUCACCAGUGUCAGAGGAACUCCAACCAUUGAAUAUAACCCAGAUGAAUUGUAAAUGAACCACCGAUAUGCAAAACGACCUGUAGUUAGUGUUGUUAUCUGUUUACUGAGUACAACCGCUCCAGGCUGCACUCUGUUUGAGUUACACUUCAAACAUGCUCCCAGCAGGGCAGGGUAUGCCCUUUAGACAGAGCUGAACCAGAACGAGGCGCACACGCAUCCUUUGGGUUUUUGGUAGACAUGACUGUGGCAGAUUUUGGUGCUUUUGGAUGUGCUCUCAGACUGCAGUGUCAGGAUAGGAUUGAAAGUACCUUAGCUGUAGAAAAACUGGAGUUUGCAGUUAUAUUUUUAACCAAAUGCUGCUAUGAGAGAAAGGCAGGAGCAGUUGAGCAGGAAAGUGUAUUCACAGUUACUAAUACAGUUGAACUCUAAUGAACUGACAAACACAUCCACAUCUCCACACAAAUGAGCUCGAAUGAGCUGGAUUUAGUCUAAAUGCAGAUCUGCUUCAUCUUGCAUACUAUGUGUCCUUGUACUCUCUGUCAUACCUGCAGCUCUGAAAUAGCCACAACAAUAACAGCUCUCAUUUACAAUUGGCAAUCAUCUACACUGAUGAAGUCAUCCGGGCUCUGUUGUUAACAGAGCACAGAGGAGGGAGACAGUGAUAUCACCUGAUCGCUGUGUUUUUUAUGUCCUGACCAGCAGACGACGACUCACACACAAAAAUGUCCCAAACACUGUUGUUUGAUCAGGAAAUCAUAUACCCAUCACGACGGACGGAGGGCAGAUUGUCUGCAGAUAGAGACUCUUACAAGCACUUCAACCUGAUUAUGUAAGCCAUUUUUCAUAUACCCAUCACGACGGACGGAGGGCAGAUUGUCUGCAGAUAGAGACUCUUACAAGCACUUAAACCUGAUUAUAUAUAUAUUCUGGUCCCAUGAUAACCCAACCCUUUUUAGUGUUUGCAGACUGGAUCACACCGGCUGUGCUGAUAGUAAUUACAUGACAGAAACAAUGACAGCUUGGAUUUUAAUGGUCUCUGUAUGAUUUUCCCAAGAAUCCCAACUGUCAGCUGUGGACUCUCUCAUUGACUCCAUGAUGCUGGUGGAGGAGGAAGAAGAUGGAGAGAAGAAGGACCUGUUCAAGGUUCAUCAAAUUCCCAAUCCUGCCUUCCAGAGGCACUUCCAGGUACUGCAGUUCAGCUUGGAUUUCAAAGUUACAGAACUCCUUUGAUUUGUCCGACUUAGGGUGGGCGGUGUACUUAUGAAGAUAUGCGUUUAAUUCUCAGCUCAAUCACACACAAAAAAAAAACUCUUCUUGCAGUGUCUGCACCAUCGGGCAUUGAACCCUGACACUCCUCUUCCCGCCAUGGAGCCAUGGCUAAAGGCUGCUCUCGAGCGUCCUGAAGUCAUCAGUGAACGUUGCAAGGCUCCUCUAGGGGAUGUGAAGAAGCAGUUUCCUCUCACAGAGGUGGAGAAGAAAAAGCAGCUUAAGACGAGUGCUCAGAUCUUUGGCAAAGAGUAAGUUUGGUUUUGUAUUGAGGUGGAAUAGAAUUGCCAUUUAAAGGGAUAUUCUGGCAUAAAUUUAAGUUAUGGUCAAACACACCGUAACACCGAGUUACACACCCCAUUGAGAGAUGAAUGUUGCCAACCGCUUGGUUCUCGAGUUACACCAACUUUUGUAACGACCACAUGAUAGCAAUACACAACGGCCUGAGGAGCCAUAAACAAACCUCAACCAAAAAGCCACUCUAUAGCCACAAAUAAUGCUGAGAACAGCACCUAACUUCAUCAACAGUACAUAUAGGGUCCCAGCCAUAGCACUAACCAUCAAACAUCUUUUUUAACUUUGCCUACUGUCUUUCGCAAAGAGACUAAACACAACUCACCCACUCUCUUCCAGCAGCCGCUUGUUUGUGGGGGAGCCCUGAUGAGUCGAUCACUGAGUGCCGCUGAAAAUGUAUGAUUAUUACUUCAUGGAAAUACAAUCAGACCGAGACACUGAGGCCGAAGAACUUCUGUGUCUGCAGUGCAAAAUGAUUAUUAUGAGGAUUAUUACUUCAAGAAAAUGAUCUGCUGCACUCGGUGAUCGACUGGUCAGGGCUUUCCCACAAACAAGCUGAAGUUGGUAUAACUAGAGAAGCAAGCUGUCAGCAACAUUCAUCUCUCGAGGAGAUAUAUAACUCUGUGUUCCGGUGUGUUUGACCAUAACUUAAAUUUACACUGAAAUAUCCCUUUAAGUUUGUUAAUACUCAUACACCUGUGAGUCAUUUUCUGUGUAAUGUGCGAGAGGUUUAACAGAGUCUUUUGAAUGAUUUUUGUACUUAAACUGGCCUUUUUUUGUCAUUUACAGCUCAGAGGAACCAGAUGCCAAGAAGGCCAAAGGAGAUGAAGAGGAGGGGGAGUAUAAUCUGGCUGACAUUGCCGAAGGCUCUGUUACUUCAGUAAGUAGCAAGGGAGGCUGGGUGGCAAAAUCAUCCUUGAGAGAUAAUAACUUUGGAUAAACAUCACCAAUAUUGAAUUAGAUAAAGUCCCCCUUGUUUGAAUAGUCUUAACACAGCAUUACUCCUUCACUUAAUAAUUUUAAACUCUGAACCAGGUGGGAAGUGUGGAUCCAGCCCGAGAUUUCCGUACUCUCAUCAAGCAGAAGACUCUUCCAUUUGGAGAGGGUGAGGUCCAGUUUUAAUCUUCCUCGCUCCUCUGGCAUGCUGGUCUGAUAAACAUUUUCUCCUGGUGGUAUUAUAAACCCUCAUGACUCAUGUUCAGCCCUUGUAAUUGUGUUUAUCUCUUUGUUUGGUUGUGGUGACCCCCGUGUCCUUCCCAGCCUGUCAGCAACUGACUCACAGGAUCGAGCAGUUGCUUAGCAACAAGAACACGCACUACUACAUGAAAAGCAUCACCUGCAUUCAGGCUUUCAGGGAGCAGUCGAUUAAGGUAAACAUACAGUCACUAUCUUCAGGUUUGGGAGUGUGUGGUGAUGUAAGGCCGGAGGUGGGUGGUGGUCUGUUUAGGUGCUUCUUUAAAAGGAUUUUCACAAAGAAGAACACAAAGUUUUGGCUCUGCAGUGGAGAUUAUGAGUCAAUUUGAGAUUACGAAGAGUCUGUUUCAUUUCUCACGACUUGAACCGGGGCCAGUACUUAUGCGAGUCUGUUUAAGUGCCUGUAUGUAGAUGUGGGCUUCUCAGAGACUCAAAAAGGUUUUGAAGUUUUCUGUUUUUUUUUUUUUUAAUUUCAGCUCGAGAAUGCAGAUUUGUACAAUAGCUACCUCCAAUCCCUGAAAAGGAGCAUCCCAAACAGAGGGCUGGGGGUCUUCUGGGACCUGCUUGUUCAAGGUGCGAUAAGCCUCUUUACCACUGGGCUGCAGAAUUGUUUGCAAAUUGCUCUUCCCUCGAGAAGUGAUGAAGUUUCCAAACAAUAGCUGGAGUCUCAAAUAUGUAAACACAACCAAAAAAGGAGGCUGAAUCACAGUCUCCUUUAAAUAGCUCUGUCUUUUAAAUGACUCUCACUGCUUGACUGACAGACGGCGUAACUUUGAUCAGCAAGGACGAAGUUGAAGGAUGCAAAGUUUCCAAAAGUGAAGCCAAUCAGGUGACUUAAGGCAAAACGCUCCUUUUAAAUCUGCUGGGGCAAAAUGAUUAUUUUUGUAACUUUGGCCAUAAUAAGACAGAUCUCCUGACCUAAGUCUGUUUUGUCUUCAGUUUCUUGUUUCUGAAGAGAAAAAGGAGGAGGCAGCUGCACCCCCACCAGCUGAAGAUACAGGCGACUUUGACGACUUGGUAAGUUUCUUUUCAAUAUUUUUUACUGCUCAUGUUAAAGCCAUUUCCUCCUAAUGCUUGAUGAUGGGUCUGGCCUAAAGAGACCCGACACCAACUCCCCAGCCUUAACGCCUCCUUUUACUCUCUUCCUGUGCAGCUGGACAUGAUGUAAGAAGGGAGGCUUUGCUGUGGACACACAGAGCAAUGAGAAGAAUGUGAUCCCUCAGUCCAAACCAAAUCAGCUGUCCAUUGUUCCCCCUCCCACGCAAAGACUCUUUCUAACCGCAAAGUGCAAAGUUAACAUCAGUAUAUAAGUAAUUGUAAGUUCAGGGUUUUUAUUGGUGGUGUUUGUUUUAUACUCCAUGUUUUUCAUGUCUUCUUCAUGUCUUAAAAUUGCAGUGCAUUAGCGUCCUUUUCUGACACCAAAAAAAAAAAAAAAAAACAGCUCUUCAUUGUCUUAGUAGAUUUAUUAAACAAAAUCAUAAGCUCAAUAGUAAAAGUUGCUCAACUUGAAUGGUGUGUUUGUAUCAAAAGUCUGGAGUUGAAUAGUGCAGUAGAGUGAUGCUGUGAUUUUCACUAGGAACGUGAAGCAGAAACAUACUUGACUGCUAUCUCUUGCUUAAAAUACCUGAUUAAGAGCAUUAGCACCAAUACGGCGUCAGCGUCCCUGAUGUCUUUCUUUAACAUACCCAAUGGUAGAAACGGUCAAACCAACUGGAUCGAGCCUGACCUGAGAAGUCUUUACUUUUAAAGAUGGCGGCCUGGUCACCCAUGACCAGCUUUGUCAGGACUUGUUGGUUAACGUCAUUUCCUGUGGCCAACACUACAGAAACAACCUUUGCCCCACGCAUGGCGCUGACCGCCUCGUCCAGGUUCCGGGUGUCAGUGACGCCAUCUGUGAUGAAAACAAACAAAACUUCCGCGUACCGUCUUGUCUUGCGGGCGGUUCCCUUCCCCAUGAUGUUGUCAAUGGCGUAGAAGAUAGCAGGCCCCACGUUGGAGGAGGAAUCAAAGUAAGUCAGGUUGGCUAUGCCGUCCAUAAUGACAGCAAGAUCGUGUGUGAGGGGGAAAGCGACAGCGUUCUCAUUCUCUUUCCCAAACUGUAACAGUGCCAUACGGGCUCCUGCGCGGUCAGUCUUGGUACGGGCCAUCACCAUCCGCUCCGCAAACUCGGAGACAAACUCUUUGACAUGUCGGAAGUUCUCAGAUCCAAGGCGCUCAGAACCAUCAAGUAGGAAAACCAAAUCUACCGGCCUCUGGACACAUGGAGCUACAUCAGGUUCUUUAAAAACAGAAACAAAUCAGUCACUGAGCUGCAAACCAUUUCUGCAAGUAAGAAAUAAUCAAGCUGUGAAGAGCUCUCACCACUUUCACAAGGGAGGUUAGGACACACGAUCUGCGGAUCUAUGAAGACAUCAAGAGGGCAGGAGUUAGACUAAAGAUUAGUAGUAUCACUAAUGUGUUUCAGUGCAAGAGCAGCCUUACCAGGACACAGCACGGUCUCCAUCUUGUCUAUGAAGUUCUCUGCCACUAGCUCAGUGUAAAGUCUGAAUGUUUGAACUUGGUCCUUCCUGUCACAAGCAAUUGACCCCAAGGUCUCAUCAUCCUCCGCCUUUUUAAAAAUAUCACCAACCCCGAUGGCAUGCACCACCACCUGGUCGUCGUUGCAAAGGUAAGUGAGCAGAGGAUCCUCAUCACGUGGAUCAUAUCGGCCAUCUGUGACCACCACCACGGACACCUUGGCUCGGGCUCUCUUGCUGUCCUUGAUGAGGUGGUCGUAAGCGAACUUUAAAGCAGAAGGCGUGAAGGUGCCUCCAGCGAUCCACUGGAGAUUCUUCACAGCUGUUUUGAAGGCUGACAGAGAGUUGAUGCUCGGGUCAUUGAGAUGAAUGGCUUCAAAAGUGCCGUUGUGACUGUACUGGACAACUCCAACUCUUGUACCUGGAAGAAAGACGUAAGAAUGAGGGUGUUUCCAAAAAGUACUAAAAUAAAAAAAGUAAUAAAUACAAAAAGUCACGCAUAGAUGUGUAUUUUUUAAAGGACUACUUGUACUAAAAGGUGUGGUCCCUGCACUUUCUGUGAAGCAAAGUGAAACUUAAUAGUGUUGAUGAUUCUUGCAGGUGAAUCAUUGCAUUUGUGUUUGAUACUCAAAAUGGCUUAUUGAAAAUAGAAAGGAAAAAACACCCUGAUGUUUGGCUCGGUGCUUGCGUCACUCUGAAAGUAAAUUAUGCUUGUUUUCAGUCUGACUGUUUACUGGUAACACCUUGAAGGCUGAAAAUAUACAACACUUACAAACUGCCGUCACUGCGCAGUCACAGUUUUAAUGAAGAGCGCGCUGCCAGCAUGAGGUCCUGUCCAAAUGUUUUUGGCUGUGAGUGUGUAUUUAGUUUUGGAUUACAUGAUUCACUCAUUGGAAAUUGUUAAUCUUCUAUGGCAGCCUCUGCCUCUUCUUGUUGUCACUUGAAACCGCGUCUGCGAAAGCAUUUGCGGGGACAUCUGUGCUCUGCUUUGGUUUCUGAUUGAGUGUACCAGUUUGCGAUGCAGGGUCGCUGGCCAUAGAUCCCAGUCUGCUGAUGGUGUUGAUAACAAAGUUCUUCUCCAAGGUGAAGUUAGUCAGCCCUAUACUCUCUGAGCUAUCAAUUAUAAAAACAAUAUCCAGAGCUCCACAGUGCUUCUCACAGUCUGAGAGGAUAAAAAAAAAACAGAGCAGGAUCAGUAUGCAGUAGAAACUGAAAAUCUGAGCUGAGUGUAGUCUAUUAUGAUAUCCACCUACCACAACAACCACAAGUCUCCCUGAUGUAAGUCAUGACAGCACAGUCCUGCAGUGACAGAUAUGCAGCUUAAAAUAGAGCUAAAAACCAGGAAUGUAUAAAUAACACAUUGUGUGCAUAGAAGUAGUGCUUUAUAAAGGUUACUCACAGUGAGGCCAGGAUCGCCCUGUGGCCCCUCUCCCCCCUACGCAGAGAGUGAAAUACAGUUAGCACUUAAAUUUGCUUGCAUGGUCGGGUCAUCAUUUGAGUGGUUUUGCUGUUGCUUACAUCAGGUCCAGGUUCGCCGCUGGGUCCUCUGUUUCCUGGCUCACCUGGCUGACCUGGAUCCCCCUGUGUUCAAAGAAAAAAAAAAAUUAAAACACAUUUUUUCCAGGAGGGCUGACUAACCUCUGCACAAUAUUGCUCUUCUGUGGAGAUCUUAUCUUCCUCACUGUCUCCUGCCCCACAUAAACCUUAACACGGAUGUGUCAUUCUGCAAAGGAGUCCUGUUUAAUAUCUUUUUAAUGAUGUUUUAAAAACAGUCUGACAGUUUUGAUGACUGUUUCUGAGUCUGGCUGGGGCUGCUGGUGUGCAACUCUUCCUGUAAGAUGAGACACCGUACUCUGUGAUUUAUCUGGUGAAUAGUUCAGUUUAAUUGAAUUUGAUUAUGAUCUCAGUUAACUGUCAUACCUGGAGUCCACCACAGCUUCACACUCGAUAGAUACUAUAUUGAUCCUGAGGGAAAUUUGAAUUCCUCUUAUGCAUCGCUUGAUUUUAUUCAUGAGGCACUCGAUCAGGUGAGACUGAAUCAAUGUCUGAGUUACCUGUUAAGUUUCACCUACACUAUAACCCAUCUUAACAGCUACUUUAUCUGUUUGCUUUGUCUGUGAUUAUUCAAGAUUCAGGGUAACACCCAGAAGUUCUGUCUUGUGUUGGUUAGUUGACACAUAAUUUAUGGAGAAAUCAACAUAAUUUAUGUACAUAUUUUGAGGCUGAGCGUUGGUUUACAGUCAAAAACCAGACUACUGGUAUUAGAUGGAGUCAAAAUGAUUUUUUUUUUUUAAUCCAACCAACCCCUGAUUUUAAUUCUUAGUUCAGAUCUACGGUUUGAAAUGUAGCAUGUUAACAUCCAUAUGGUAGAACUAUGUAUAAGUAAGUGAAGAAAGGAGGCAUCCAUUAUUGCAUGGGGUCUCCCUGUUUGUAAUCACGCUCGUAAUGUGGUCACAACCUGCAUCAUUCUGCUCAACUCAGGCAACAAGCUGAAAGAACAAUAGUGACUCAACAGCUUUUUCAGCAGCUUAAUUAAUAAAGAAUGAAAAUUUAUUUUCUAAUGAACUCUUUAAAGACUCAUUUAACGCCAAAUUAAAGAGGAUAUAUUUGCACUUAAAUAAUUCUAGUGCAUUAAUAUCUAUGCUGAGCAGAUUUAAUGGGUUUGAUCAGCUGAUGUACUUUGUGUACCUACAAGAUUUGAACUUCCAUUAGGCUUAUUUAUUUAUUUUUUUUUUUGAGAACAAAAUCCAUCACAUUUUCACUGGAAUAUCCAAUAACAUCUGUUUCCCGUAACAAUGUCCUGAUUCUGAAGAUAAUCCACUGAGCGCCUCAUGAAGAGUUUUCCUUGGAAUAACCGCUCUGGCCAGUUGUUUUGAAAGAAAAAGCUAUUCUCAAACUUGCCAAAAUAAUUUUUUAUGCUGUGAACUCCUAAGC
Molecule: messenger RNA, 14690 nt
Organism: Xyrichtys novacula (pearly razorfish)
Lineage: Eukaryota; Metazoa; Chordata; Actinopteri; Labriformes; Labridae
Source: the annotation of a GenBank genome assembly